AAUAUUAACCAAAUUACACUCAGUAAUUAUCAAAGUUACGCUGAACUACAAAAACAAUUGAAACUUCAAGUGAAGAACGAUAUGAAGACAUGGUCAGAAGAAUUGUUGGAAUUUAAAGAAAAAUUAAAAAGUCUUCUGAAAAUUCUUGCCAAAAAAAGUGUGGUGAGAAUCCAGAGUACUCUGAAACAAGAUGCAAAUGCCUACAUAUCUACAGAUUUGACGAAAGAAAUAAUGAAAAUAAAAUCGUUGCAUACCGAAAUGCAAUGGUAUAUGAAUAGUGAAAAUGAUAUUCCAAUCAGCCAUGAAGAGGUGGAAAGAUGGCUUAACGAUGUACGAAAAACAUUAGCAUCAUUAGAUCAGAGUGCAAAAAAUCUCGUCAAUUUCUACAAGUCCAUCAUCAUAAUACUAUUCAACAGGUUUUUUGGCGAACUGGAAGAUCUGAAAGAAACUAUGACCAAAACUGGUAUUGUAAAACCAGAAGAUAUUGAAGAAUUUCAGAGUGAAAUUUAUACUCCUGCUAUCGAUGAAAUAAAUAUUCAGUUCCACAAUGAUUUCGAAAAAUUGACGAUGUUCGAAAUUGAACUAAAUAUCGUACUAGAGAAACUCAGGCAAAGUCCAAAUGAGAAAAAACUGGAGAAUCAUUUUGAUGAAGCUAUUACCAUAUUAGACAAUUUGGAAAAACUAUACAACUCACACUGCGUCUCUGAGACACAAGUACUUCAAAAGUACAAAACAAUGAUGGACAUAGAAAUAGAAGUACUGAUGUCAGAAAUAAAGCGAUUUCUUGUUCUACAUCCUCCCGAUGCCGAGAGGGAUCCAAAAAAGCAAAGAAAAAGAGCCAGUCAAACCGUUGAAGUAAAAAUUGAUCCAAAUGAGAAUCUAGUACCGAGGCAGAUAUUAUAUUGUACAUAUCAGGUUGAUGCAGUUAAGAACUGGAUGUUUGGACUCUGGGAAGCAAUCAACCAGUAUCUUUCGACUUGCAGAACGGAAAUAUUAGUCGUGACAGAUCAAUGGAUGGAAAAGCAAGCUGAAAAAAUCAAUGAACGUCUGAAAGUAAAGAUCGCCUUUCAUAAGCCCAGAUAUCAAACUACGAAAUACACGAUUUACGAAAAAAGACUCAUGGAGUUGAGGAAGCAUUCGAAGAGAAUUUCAAGCCACAAAUUAGCAGCUGAAGAAAAAAUCCAAAGUCUGCGGGAGCUCAAAAGUUUGAAUGACCAAAAAUUCGCAGAUGUCUGUAACCAGUUCACAUUGAAAAAAGUGGAAAUAUUGAAUGAAAUCAAGAACUUAUCAAAAUCACACCUGAUUCGCGGGCGCUUUCAAGUCGUCCAUCCAAUGUUCAAGAAUCACGAACAAAUGUUGCAGAAAAUAGAAAUAGAUUAUAGAGAGAAUAGUCUGAAUUUUCUGGAACGUUUAAAGAUAUCUGACUACAAGUUUAUCAAAGCAUCAAAGUUAUUUUCCGAAGGAGGUAAUUUCAAUAUUGAGGAGUUAGAUUCGCUACAAAAAAAUCUAAACAAACUAGAGCAUUCUGCAGAAACUGCUAUGCAAAAAUGUAUCGAUGAAGAGAAAGUUAAAUACGGAAAAUACUAUUCACAACUAUCAAACGUUCACACUGAAAUCGUAUCAAGUUUCAAUAAACUCAUCGAAGAACUUGAACAUAAUGAGACAAUUGUGGAAGUAAUCAAAAAACUCCAGAAAAUCAUUAACAAUGAGGAUAUCUCAGUUCAGACCCAAAUCAAACGUAUCGACGGCGAAAUCAAAAAUAUUAUAGAAAUAGCAGAAGAAAAUGUAGGAAAUGAAGAAUACUUGAAUUCUUUUUCUGAAUUAUUUCUAAAUAUUAUUGCCGAUAUACUGAAUUUAUAUAAAUUCCUGGAACCGUCGAAAAGAAUUGAUACAUAUCCAGUUUCCCAUAUUGCAACCAAUAAAAGUAGUAUGAUGAUGAAAUCCAAAUCAGAUAGACAUACAAAUUAUUCGGGGUUUUUAUUUGAUAUGAUACCAAUAGAAGAACAUACUUUCCUCUCGAAACUGAACGUUUUACUAUAUACUUCGUUCGUUGACAUUCAGAAUAAGGCUAAG
Molecule: messenger RNA, 2073 nt
Organism: Leptinotarsa decemlineata (Colorado potato beetle)
Lineage: Eukaryota; Metazoa; Arthropoda; Insecta; Coleoptera; Chrysomelidae
Source: RefSeq, a predicted model, not a curated record